This is a messenger RNA of Clonostachys byssicola, 1482 nucleotides long. NCBI's taxonomy places the organism in Eukaryota, Fungi, Ascomycota, Sordariomycetes, Hypocreales, Bionectriaceae. The record is from the annotation of a GenBank genome assembly.
AUGUAUCAAGACGGCAAACGUGACUCCAAAGACAGCCACGGCAAAACUGUCGAUGUGAAACCAGUCAACGAUGAACAGUCAAUCGUGAUUGGGGGCAUUUUAGUCGACGAUGAGACAUAUGCGGCCCGAUCAAAAAGUCUUGUCCGGAAACUCGAUAUGACCCUGAUGCCCAUGAUUUUCAUUUUGUACAUGUUCAAUUACCUCGACAGGAAUAACAUUGCUCAAGCAAAACUGGAUAAUCUUGAGAAAGACCUUGGAAUGAGCGGCAAUGACUAUAAUAUUGUGCUUUCAAUUGUAAACGUUGGCUACAUGUUGAUGCAGAUUCCGAGCAACAUGCUCCUGACUCGAGUCCGGCCCUCUAUAUACAUACCAUGCUGGGUAUGCAUAUGGGCCUGUAUCUCAGCUACGUGUGGUGCUGCUCAUAACCUAACCCACAUGGUUGUAAUUCGGAUUUUCCUUGGACUCUCAGAGGCACCAUUCUUUCCCGGCGUCUUCUACCUGCUAUCAUGCUGGUAUACGAAGAAAGAACUCGCUUUUCGAUAUGCGUGUCUGUAUUCAGGUCUGAUUCUCGCUACGGCUGUAUCUGGACUUUUGGCUGCUGGCAUUUUUGCCGGUCUAGGAGGCGUUGCUGGCAUCCCCGGCUGGCGGUGGCUCUUCAUCAUCGAAGGCGCCAUCACCUUCUUACUUGGAAUAGUAGCAUUUGUUUUGCUGCCUGAUUUCCCUUCCUCAACAGGCCGAAAGUGGCUUUUCACGAAGGAAGAACAGGAAGUUGCUGUUAUAAGGAUGAAAAGAGAUGCCAUCUAUGAUCAGCAGGAGGAGGGUACUUCUAUCUGGAAAGGCUUGAGAGAUGCUGUAAAGGAUAAGCGAGUCUGGAUAUUUGCCCUUAUGCUGUGUUCCAACCAGUCCUCCUACGGCUUCAACUAUUUUUAUCCUGCUAUCGUCCAAGGAUUUAAUCUAGGAAGCCGGACUAUUACCUUGGUCUGCACGGCUCCUCCUUACCUACUUGCCGCACUCAUCAACCUAGGCAAUGCCUGGCAUAGUGAUCGCAAAAGCGAGCGGGGUUUCCAUAUCGCAAUCCCGAUGAUGACAGCUGUUGUCGGCUUCAUUAUCAGCGUUUCAGUUCUGAACAUACCAGCUCGCUAUGUAGCAUCAUUCCUCUACGUCUGUGGCUGUUUUGGUGCAAAUGCAGCCUUCUACAGCUGGGCGGCGUCGACAGUUGCCCAGACUCCCGAGAAGAAGGCGUGCGCUAUGGCUAUCAUCAAUGUAACAGGACAGUUUGGCAGUCUCUGGAGCCCCUACUUCUUUGAUCCCAACGACCAGCCGCGCUACACGAGAGCCAUGAUCCUCCUGAUGGCUUUUGCGCUCUUGGAGGUCUCGCUAUGCUUUCUGAUGAAGUUUCUCUUGCGCCGAGAGAAUAAGAAAAUCCUGCAGGCUUGUGAGGCCAGUGGUUCUGGGACUAUUCCCAAUCUUUUUGUGCUCUAA